AUAGGCGUGCUGGCUCUGCAGGGCAGUUUCCGGGAGCACAUGGCGCUGCUGGAGAGGUGCGGCGUGGAGGCCAUAGAAGUGCGGACCAAGGAGGAGCUGGGCAGCUGCGCGGGCCUCAUCAUCCCAGGCGCGCGCCGCGGGCCGCGCUGCCUGAGCACCACCAUGGCGCUGGUGGCGGAGCGGUGGGGGCUCAUCCCCGAGCUGCGGCAGUUUGCGGCGCAGCAGCGGCCCAUCUGGGGCACCUGCGCAGGGCUGAUCUUCCUGGCGGACCGAGCCUCAGGCAUGAAGGAGGGCGGCCAGGCGCUGCUGGGCGGUCUGGACUGCACGGUGCAGCGCAACUUCUUCGGGGCGCAGAUCAACAGCUUUGAGACACAGCUGCCCGCCCCCGCCUGCCUGCCGCGGUCCGCCGACCCUUCAGAGACCUUCCGCGCCCUCUUCAUCCGCGCCCCCGCCAUCACAGAGACCGGGCCGGGUGUGGAGGUCCUAGCAGAGUACUGCCUCAGCGAGGGGGAGCGCGCGCAGCAGCAGCGGGACAGCGUGGCGGUGGCGGUACGGUCGGGACCGCUCAUGGCCACAGCUUUCCACCCGGAGCUCACG
This is a messenger RNA of Chlorella variabilis, 597 nucleotides long. RefSeq lists its product as hypothetical. The annotation marks the transcript as partial. Gene Ontology annotation, cellular component: cytosol; glutaminase complex. Lineage: Eukaryota; Viridiplantae; Chlorophyta; Trebouxiophyceae; Chlorellales; Chlorellaceae. Gene Ontology annotation, biological process: pyridoxine metabolic process; pyridoxal 5'-phosphate biosynthetic process. The transcript is spliced from 4 exons. Gene Ontology annotation, molecular function: glutaminase activity. The record is from RefSeq and is a predicted model, not a curated record.